AUGUUCACUCGACCCGUUCGCAAAGUCAAACGUUUUCUCCCUGUCGAUGCCUGGCUGGAAAGGUAUCCCACCAAGGAAAGGAAAAAUAAUAAAAAGACAGCCUGGAUGGAUCUACUGGAAACCUACAUCAGUAGGUCACAUAUCCAUGGACUAUAUUUGCUCUUUCUGCCGACGAUGCGACGACGAAUGAGGUUUCUGUGGUCCCUUGCCCUGAUCUGUGCCUGCUCGGUUCUCAUCUAUGUAAGCUAUCUGCUGGGCGAGCGUUACCACAGCAAACAGUUCAAGACCAUAGUGGCGCACUCGCACGCAUCCAUACAUCACAUCGCCUUCCCGGCGGUCAUCAUCUGUAACAGGAAUCGACUGAACUGGUCUCGGCUACCGGAAGUCAAGCUGCGGUACAACAUUACGUUGGCUCAAGAGGAACUUUUCGAGCGCAUACUUACCGCAUACGACGGCUUGAGUUUCCAUCAGUUCAACGUGUUCGAUACCCUGCAGGGUGAGUACCUGGACGAUCUGAACCAUCUUAACUUCACGCAAAUUGUAACGGAGCUGUCUUGGAGAUGUGACGAAAUACUAGCAGAUUGUCACUGGCAAACUGCGUCCCGCGAUUGCUGUAGGAUGUUCAGACCACGCCGCUUGCCCUUGGGAUUGUGUCUGGCCUUCAAUGAGCUGGAGCAGCGAAGGGGCACGGAUACUGGCAUAAACACGGGACUGCUACUCCGACUACAGCUACACGAAGACAGCCACGCUCCGGGGAACAUGGGUCAAAAAGGAUUUCUGCUGAACGUGGUGGAGCCCGAUGUGUGGUUUGGCUUCGAUAUCGAAGUGAUGCCCCACUACCGGACCAAUGUGGCCGUCACAGCCGUGUACCAUUAUUUCGACGAUAGCACCUUGAGCCUGCCCUCGCGGUGGCGGCGCUGCGUGAUGGACUACGAGCAGGACAGCGAACACUUCCAGACCUUGGAGGGUCAGAAGUACAUGUUGGAGAACUGCCAGGCCGAGUGCCAGCAGCGAUAUCUGAUGCGCUACUGCAACUGCACCCUGGAUCUGUUCUAUCCACCCUCCGAAUACCCCGCCUGCAGGCUGAAGGACCUGCCGUGCCUGUCAUCGCACAACCACCUCUUGCAGAACUUCGAGCAGGUGGGGGAGCAACCGUACGUCCACCGGGAGGAGUCGGGUCUGCUGUGCGAGUGUCUGCACAACUGCAAGUCCCUGACCUUGGUGACUGACAUGCGCAAGAGUGUCCAGCAGCCUUGGCCGCAGGCGAAUUCGAGUCGCCUCAGAAACACCUGGCUUAAUGUGUACUUUAAAAAACCCUCCAUGCUUGUCUACAAAACCAACUUGAUCUACACCUGGGUGGACUUGAUCGUUUCAUUCGGCGGAAUUUGUCAGCUUUGCUUGGGAUGCUCAAUUAUCAGUCUUAUAGAGUUUAUAUUCUUUGCACUCUUCAAAGUCCCUCAAUUCUAUUGGAAACGAGCGAGAGGUGAACUGGAUACAACUAUACGUGCAUAA
This is a messenger RNA of Drosophila serrata, 1512 nucleotides long. RefSeq names its product pickpocket 14 (gene ppk14). Gene Ontology annotation, biological process: sodium ion transmembrane transport. Gene Ontology annotation, molecular function: ligand-gated sodium channel activity. Gene Ontology annotation, cellular component: plasma membrane. The record is from RefSeq and is a predicted model, not a curated record. Lineage: Eukaryota; Metazoa; Arthropoda; Insecta; Diptera; Drosophilidae.